UUUUUCAAUUCUCUCUGUAUUUUUCUUUACCACUGUGGUCUCUGUACUUGUUUUUUUUUUUUGAACUUCAGCAUUCUUAUUUGUUCAUUUGCUCUGUUUAGGUAGCUUUACUUUCGUCAUGGCAUACCCUAUUUUCCGCAAAAACUCCAGUAAUUUCCAACGUCUUUUGUCCUCUCCUCGCAAACAGUCGGUUCCAGCGAUGAUUAUUGGUUAUUUGGUGGCCCGUACCAACCAAAAACAAAAACUGUAAACCAUCACAAAGAUCCAAUCCUUGAGCAGCAGCGCCAACCAGAUUUGAGAGCAAGUUCCGCAAAUGGGUUUCUAGUUUCGUCUCUCAAAGAUCAUUUCUGGUAUGACAAUCUUGUCCUCCUUUUCUUGCUCAUUCGCACCAAACAGAUUUCAGGGCAAUUUUGGCAAAUGGGUUUUUGAUUUCAUCUCUCACUCAUCAGUUCUUGUUGCUCAAUUGCAUCACCGUUAAACCCAAUUGUUGUCCAAGAGUAUUAUAAGGAGAGACUGAGCAAAUCUUGGGUCUCGGGUGGUGUUUGCCAUUGUGCCAUUGAUCCGUUUAAUCUUCAUUUCCUUUCAAAGAUUAAUAAAUUUCUUUUGCCGAGCAAAAAAAAAGAGACUGAGCAAAUCUUGGGCGAAAAUGAGGGACUUCCCUUCUUGUUUUGGUGAAAAUGGUGUUCAAGUAGCUGAUGCUUCAAGUUCAAGUGUGAGCAAAGCCUCACAGAAUGUACUUACGUGCCUGUAUAAGUGUAAAUUGUUUGGUCAAUCGUGCUUGGUUACCAUUACAUGGGGCAAGAACUUGAUGGGUCAAUGCCUGAGUGUUGAAAUUCAAGAUUUGUUGAAUCGAUGUCUCUGUAAGGUUGAUCUAAAGCCUUCUUUGUUCUCAAAAAGAAAAGGGUCCAAGUGUGUGGAGGUCAAGUCUUGUAAAAUUGAAAUGUAUUGGGACAUUUCUUCGGCCAGUUUCGGAUCUGGGCCGGAGCCCUUGGAUGGGUACUACUUAGCAGUGGUUUGUAAAGGGGAGAUGGUUCUCCUUGUGGGGGAUCUCAAAAAAGAAGCAUUCAAGAAGACUAAUGCAAACCCUUCACUGUCCAAUGCAAUGCUCAUUUCAAAGAGGGAACACAUUUUUGGGAAGAGGGUUUUUGGUACCAAGGCCCAGUUCUGUGAUAAUGGGCCUGUUCAUGGUCUCACAAUAGAGUGUGAUACUGUUGGUGAUAACGAUCCGUCUCUUGUGAUUCGUGUAGACAGUAAGACUGUGAUGCAGGUGAAGCGACUCCGUUGGAAGUUUAGGGGAAAUCAAACAGUUCUGAUUGAUGGUCUCCCAGUAGAGGUUUUCUGGGAUGUCUAUAACUGGCUGUUUGGUAACACUUUUGGGAAUGCAGUUUUCAUGUUCCAAACUUGUUUGUCGGCUGAGAAGUUGUGGGCAAGCCAAACAUUUCCUGAUUCCUCUAUACCGCCUUGGCCUUUAGCUCAGAGUUUUAAGGAGUCUAGUUUACCAGGUGGUCUUGGAUUCUCAUUUAUUUUGUGUGCUUGGAAGAAUGAGUAGAUGUGUGUUCUUCCCCAAAUGAUUGCAAACAGGUUCUUUUGCCCAGAUUGCUCGAACGAAUAAGCAAGCAUCAAAAAGCUUCGAAGGUGGUUCUCAUGCUAUCAGUGAGUCAUACUGUUGUGACGGAUACCUGAAAAGCCUUCCAUGAUUUCGGUAUGCAGCUGUUAUUUUUUUAGUAGAGUGGCUAAUCCUUAUACAUAGUUAGGAGUUGCAUAUUUGUUCUUGAAAUCUAUGAAGCUUAAAUCUUGUAGAAGUCACUGCAAAACAAUGACGGUGAAGUUUACCAUUUCUGUUGGAAAUUAGAAUACUGAGAUUUAACAUUGUAAUUGAGGUGGAAAAGAGAUGGCAGCAUUACUCACACCCUUUACAAUCCGUCAUCCGUGUGAGUUGCAG
Molecule: messenger RNA, 1942 nt
Organism: Rhododendron vialii
Lineage: Eukaryota; Viridiplantae; Streptophyta; Magnoliopsida; Ericales; Ericaceae
Exons: 2
Coding region: 647-1549 (300 amino acids)
Source: RefSeq, a predicted model, not a curated record